AAGUCAAAAAUAACGUUUGAAGAUGCUAUUAAAAGUAAAGCUGACAAAGAUGAACUUGACGCAACGAACAAAGUUUUGAAAUCUCAUAAACACAACAUCUCCGAUAUAAAUGAACUUCAAACUUCUUUAGACAGUAAAGCCGACAAGAACCAUACACAUAAAUCCUUCACUACUGUUAGAGCAGACGACAUAAUAUUGAACUUUGACCUUGGUUCAAGUGCACCUUUAGAGAAUCCAAGUACAAGCGUAAAAGAUACACUAAACUCCUUAAAUAGUAAAUGUAUGAACAUUGAAGGUCAUGUCAGAAACUUUGAAACACAUGAACUACCAGCAAUGUUAGAUAAGAAAGCAGAUAAGAACCAUACACAUGAUUUCUUCACAACUGUUGGUAUAGAAAGUAUUGAAGGAACGGUUGAAGGAACUGGUGGGGAUGCAUUAUAUUGGAAACCUCCUAACUUUCCACAAGGUUUAACAUCGGAGGAAAACAUAACGACGAUGAAAUACAUUAGAUGUAGAAAUGUUUAUGUCAUGGAGGAUGAAAAUAAUGUUAAAUUCACUGCUCAAGAUUUAUAUGAUAAGAAAGCUGACAAGAACCAUACACAUAAAUCCUUCACUACUGUUAGAGCAGACGACAUAAUAUUGAACUUUGACCUUGGUUCAAGUGCACCAUUAGAAAAUCCAAGUACAAGCGUAAAAGAUACUCUUAACAAUUUAGAUAAGAGUUGCAGGAAUACCGAAGAUCAUGUCAGAAACUUUGAAGCAUAUGAACUACCAGCAAUGUUAGAUAAGAAAGCUGACAAAACAGAGCUUCAAACAUUAAAGACAGAAAUACUUCAAACAUUAUAUCCUAUAGGUUCUAUUUAUACGUCAAUGAACUCAACAAAUCCAGCAACAGUUCUGGGUUUCGGUACGUGGGAACAGAUUGUAGAUAAAUUCUUAUACUGUGCUAGAUAUUCAAAGCAAACAGGAGGUUCGAAGAAAAUUACUGAAGCAAACCUUCCACCGCACACUCAUACAGGAACGACAAACUUUUCUGGCGACCAUAGCCACUCAUUAAGAGACCACCCAUUAUACAACUCAGAGUAUGAAGCUGGCAAUGACGUUUUAUCUCCAUCUUAUAACAAUGCAGCAAAAAAGACUUUUCGACCAACUGAACCAGGAGGAAAUCAUUCACAUACUUUCACAACAAAUCCAACAGGCUUGGGUGCAGAUUACAUGCCACCAUUUGUGACUGUAUUUGCAUGGUACCGCGUUCAAUGA
Trichomonas vaginalis G3 is the source of this 1260-nucleotide messenger RNA. RefSeq names its product keratin-associated protein family. The transcript has a single exon. The record is from RefSeq and is a predicted model, not a curated record. The annotation marks the transcript as partial. Lineage: Eukaryota; Parabasalia; Trichomonadida; Trichomonadidae.